CAGCAUUGCAUACUCACUCACAUUAUUCAUCAUGGCCGAGAACACACAGCAGACCGAGCCAUCGCAAGUGGCGGGGCAGAUCAAGAACGCACAGGGCGCUGUGUACAGUGCCGUCGGCUCUGUGCUCCCCGCCGCAACGGGCGACCAGUGGGUGGCCGAUGGCACCGCGCUUCAGAAGGAAGGUCAAGCCGAAGUUCAGGCAGCCAAGGACAAAGCAGCCGCCGACGCGACGGUCGACGCGACCAAGGCCAAGGCUAAAUCCGCGUGGGGAUAUGUGACGGGAAACCAGGAGUUGCAGACGGAAGGGAAUGUCGAGAAUGAGGGCGCGCAGUGGAAGUACAAACAAGCGACGAGCGAUAAGGUGGUGGAUGUGCCUGUGCCUUCGGUCGAGGGGGUCAAGGGGAAGCUUGAAAGCGUGGCGGGCAUGGUGACGGGAGACCAGGGGAAGCAGAUGGAGGGAAAUGCGCGCGCUGAGAAGGCAGCUUGGAAGGAUGGUGUUUAGUGCGACAGAUGCAGUGCUGCUCGCUGCUCGGAGGCCUGUGCGGGACGUGCCAUCGAGGAGCUUCCUCGACUUUGGUUAGCUUACGCCUUGCCUCGAUGGUUGAUUGUGUCACCAGUCACCAUCUGUCGGCGUAGGUUAGUCGAUGCUUGGUGCUUGUCGAUCGCGUUCGUUGCCAGCGGCAAGUCACCCAAGCCUCAGAGCUCAUCACGACGUAUUGAUGUUGUUGACACGAUGAAGACCACGGAGAUGACG
Molecule: messenger RNA, 754 nt
Organism: Cutaneotrichosporon oleaginosum
Lineage: Eukaryota; Fungi; Basidiomycota; Tremellomycetes; Trichosporonales; Trichosporonaceae
Source: RefSeq, a predicted model, not a curated record